Micromonas commoda is the source of this 753-nucleotide messenger RNA. RefSeq lists its product with no specific name. Gene Ontology annotation, molecular function: protein binding. The record is from RefSeq and is a predicted model, not a curated record. Bases 1 to 753 code for a protein of 250 amino acids. The transcript has a single exon. Lineage: Eukaryota; Viridiplantae; Chlorophyta; Mamiellophyceae; Mamiellales; Mamiellaceae.
AUGGUUGACGAGCGGGUGGAGGAGCUCGAGUUGUACAGCUUGGGACUAUGCGCGGUGCCGGCUGAGGUUUGGCGUCUGAGUGCGUUGAGGAAGUUGAACCUCCGCGGCAAUCAGCUGACGAGCGUGCCCGCGGAGAUCUGGCAGCUCACGUCGCUGGAGAGGUUAGACCUCAACAAUAAUCAGCUGACGAGCGUGCCGGAGGAGAUCGGGCUGCUCACGUCGCUGAGGGAGUUGGUCCUCUACGGCAAUCAGCUGACGAGGUUGCCGGCAAAGAUCUGGCAGCUCACGUCGCUGAGGAAGUUGUUCCUCGACCAAAAUCAGCUGACGAGGUUGCCGGCAAAGAUUGGGCAGCUCAGGUCGCUGAAGGAGUUGUCGCUCUACCACAACGGGCUGACGAGGUUGCCGGCAAAGAUCGGGAAGCUCACGUCGCUGAAGACAUUGCACCUCAGCCGCAAUCAGCUGACGAGUGUGCCGGCGGAGAUCAGGCAGCUCACAUCGCUGCAGGAGUUGAGCCUCGGCGGCAAUCUGCUCACGAGCGUGCCGGCGGAGAUUGGGCAGCUCACGUCGCUGAGGGUGUUGUACUUAUUCGACAAUAAGCUGACGAGCGUGCCGGCGGAGAUCGAGCAGCUUACGUCGCUGAAGGAGUUAUGGCUCUUCAACAAUAAGCUGACGAGCUUGCCGGCUGCGAUACGCGAGCUCAGAGCGAUGGGCUGCAAUGUGGAUCUGGAUGACAACGUGACAGUGGACGAGUGA